Notodromas monacha is the source of this 683-nucleotide messenger RNA. The record is from the annotation of a GenBank genome assembly. NCBI's taxonomy places the organism in Eukaryota, Metazoa, Arthropoda, Ostracoda, Podocopida, Cyprididae.
CUUUUUUUACAGCUUCUAUAUCUUGCUCGCUUGUGUCGAAUACUUCGGUGAUCGUGGUGUUGACCAAAAAACUUCUUGGAACAAGAUUUCUCGAUUCUGUCGAAGCCUUUGUGUGAUGUGUAUCGUGCGACGACGGAUUCAGCCGUAAUGCACUGUCGAUCACAACAUUGAUGAUGGGUCUGCCCCCGCUCGAGUUCACGGAUUGCCUUACGGACAGCCCAUACUUCCGUCAAGAUCUUCUAGCCCAUGAGAAAGAACUCGAGCGUACCAGCACUUCCAUCAAGGGCCUAAUCAAAGAUGUCAAAGAUCUGCUGGCAAAAGCUCGUGAAUUAUCCCGUGCUCAGCGUGUUCUUAGUCAGACUUUAAUCAAUUUCAAAUUUGAGUGUAUCGGCUCGUCUCAAACUGACGACGAAGUUGUCAUUUCAAAUUCUCUGAAAGAGUUGGGGAAGCUCGUUUCCGCUAUUGAAGAUGAGCGCGAUCGGAUGUUGGAACAAGCUUAUGAUCAAAUCAUUCGACCUUUGGAAAAGUUCAGGAAAGAACAAAUCGGCGCAGCGAAGGACGGGAGAAAAAAAUUUGAGAAGCAAACAUCAAAAUUUGUGCAAAGUCAGGAACGUUACCUCAACCUGUCUACGCGGAAGCAAGAGCUCGUGUUGCAGGAGGUAAGUAACAUUGAAUGGAGCUAA